This is a messenger RNA of Gryllus bimaculatus (two-spotted cricket), 3456 nucleotides long. Lineage: Eukaryota; Metazoa; Arthropoda; Insecta; Orthoptera; Gryllidae. The record is from the annotation of a GenBank genome assembly.
ACAGGUGUAGUUAAUGAAAAAAUGGAUGAAAACAACAAAAGUACCACUUUUACUCACAGACAAUGUAAUUGCUCAGAAGGAAAUGUUUUUGAAGCAACUAACAUACCGUUAAUAAACAACAAUACCAUCACCAAAGAUUGUAAUGUAGUGCUUCCAAGGUUGGAUACAAGUGAAAUUAAUCUAGCUGAUUUGUUAAAAAUUAUUUCAAAGAAUUCAGCAGAACAUAAAGUAAUGGAUCAAGAUGUAAAAACAUUGCCUAGUAUUGCUAAAAAGGGAACGAAGGAGGAGAGGAAAUGUAGAAUCAUUGAAAAUGUUUCUAAUAAACAUGAAGAGGAAGUUGAGAAAGGAAGAAAAAUGCAUCUUGUAUUAACAUCAAAACAUAGUUCACUAUGCAAUGUGACAUUGCUUGUUUCUGGAAUUGAUUUGCAAGAAAAAGAAGAAGUAGCAGCAAGCAUAACAGCAUGCAUGUAUGUUAAAAGAAGUUUUAUAUUUAUUAUGUAAUGAAAUGUUACUUUGCUCAAUUAAUAUUACUUUGGUUGAGGGUCAGGUGAUGUUUCUUUACUAAAUUUUCUUCAUUUUGAUAAUAUGAUAUUUAAUUAUUUAAAAUUGUAUAAAUUGUGGCCAACUCAGGAAAUUUUUCUCAUUGAAAUGGAAUUUAUGGAAUAACGAGUUAAGUUUCAAAUUAAAUGUUUUACAAAAUGAAAUGUGUGUUAAGAUUCAGAAACACUACAAUUUGGCUCAUUUUGUGCAAUAAUGAAAAGAAAAAAAAAUUGCCACAAAAUAUUUUGUCUGGCAAUUUCAGAGUGGUUGUUAACAUUAUUACACUUUUUGUAUAAAGAAUUAGAAUGAAGCAUUGCUGAUACAAUGGGCAAACUAAGCAAAUUCUAGUUUUGAGAAAAUCAUGUAUGAAGUUGUGGACUGAUAUAAAUCAAGAAAAGGGGCAUUUCAGUUAUUCUUUCUGUAGGUAUCAACAUAUUUGUAAGCAGUAUAAUGAGUGACCCUCAGAUUGAGAAAAUUCUUGCAACAUGUAGGAUGAGGAAUCGUCAAAUAACAUAAAAAGUUUAUAUUUUUCAGUCCAAAUCAAAAUUGUUUCAUUUUUCUCUCACGUUCCUAGGUAUCUAACAGAACCAUAAGACACUUCUCAUAUGGCCAGCGGAGGCUUAGUAUUCCGUCAAGUUAUGGUUAUAUUCAAAAUUAGAAAUAUGGAUGAGUUGGAAAUAGUUAUAAGCACAGAAGUGUUAUUGCAGUUAAAAUGAUUAAUUAGGAUAAACAAUCCUUUAAAAUAAAAAUAGACCUAAUGAAACACAAAAUUGUCAAUUAAUUAUUGAUAUUGAAUGUUUAACAUAGGAAUGUUUAUGACUCUAUAACUUCUGAAUUAUUGAAAAUCAAUAAUAAGUUCAGGACUGUAUUAAAACUAAAAAUGUCCCUCCUAUUCCAUUAGAUCUGUGGACUGUCAUCUACUGUUCUUUGACUGAACUUCACCCACUUCAUAUUAGUUAUAAGAGGAAAGUUACAAAUUUGAGUUGCUCAUGUUCUCUGGUUGUAUUAAAAAAGCGUUUGAAUGAACAAUUGAAUUGAAAGCAACUUUGAAAUAAAUAAAUCUUCAUUAUCUGAGGUUUAAUUUAUUUAAAUGAAUAAUAAAAUUCAAAAAUAUAAAAGAUAAAAACAGGGUUAUAGUGAAUGAUAUUAAAUUGUUCAAGAGAUGUAUGUAUUGUUCCAGUGUGAGCUUGUGCAUGCCUGCAAACUCUUUCUUUGAAAACUUGUCUCAAGAAUAAAACACCUGUCUAAUUUAUUAUUAGAAACUGGAUGUGAGAUACUAAAAACUUUCAAAACAGGCAGGCAAAAGUACACUAAAAAUAUGAAAUAUAUUUUCUGACAUAGACCAAAGAUUUCAUAUUGAUAUUUCCCAAAUAACUAAAGACAUGAAAUGGCAAUAUAGGCCUACCUGGAACACAAGUUGUGUUAAAUAUGAAUAUAUUUUACAAACAUUACAUUUUUCGUAAAUUACUAAAAUAAAUCUGUAAAUAAUGUUCAAUUUAAUUGGACCAAUGUAUUCAAAAACACAUUUUAUUGUUUUCAUCUGUGAUGUAUGUAGAGGAACCCAUUCCAAAUGAAACAUUAUACCCCAAUACUAAAAUACUAAUUGAUAUCAAAUUCGUUUCUCAAUAUUGUUGCUCAAAAAGUUCCAAGGAACAUUUUUGAUAGUCUAAUGAAAUGUUUUCCAAGUAAUAAGUGUUUUUCUCACUUAAGGUUUAUUACUUUUUAAACUUCAAAAAAAUAUUCCAAGUUUUCUGAAAAUUUGUUGCUUCAAUUAUAUUUUCUCUUUAAUUAUACUCAAAAUCAAAAUUUAUGGUAAUUCAAGUGAUAAUUUAUCUUCAAUAAGUAUCUCAAAAUAACUGUUUCAGAAAAUACUAGUUAUCCUGAAUUUAGUAAAUCACACACAUCAAAUCUUUAAAAAACAUACUGCAGUGAAAUGCCUUGUAACAGAAACUGACUAAUGUUUCAGCAGAUUAGAAAGUAAAUACCACAAAUCAACUAAGUAGGAAUUUCUCAAGACGAUAGGUAGAAACAGACAAAAUUAUUUUUCUGUGCAGAGUGACUUUGUAAUUUUAAUGUUGUCUCUAAACAUAAGUACAGCCAUUUUUCCCAACACCGAAUCACUCUUUUCUUAUUCUACUCUACUUGCAAGUAUAAUUUUUUUUUAGAAUGAAAGGUAAUUGGGACACAAGUUAUUAUUUAUAUUGGGUGAUGUUUGUGUAAAUACCUGCAGUCUAGCUCAUAAAGGAAAGGGAGCAAUGCCAUAUUACUGUAGGAGGUGAUAUCUUUUAGUAUAUUUGGAGUAAAAGUUUAUUCUAUAGUGUGCCAUGGAGUUUUAACAAUGUGAUGUAUUUUAUUGUAAUUGCUCUCUCCACAAAGUGAUAUUGUUACAUAUUUAUGUACAUUGUUUUUGUAUAUAUUUAAGUAAAGUUUUUAUCUUCGUUUAAAUGUGUAAUUUGUUGCCUUCAUGUUUUCAGUUUCAAACUUUCCCUGAAGUAUUUUAAUUUUCUUCUAGGAUCAACAGAAUAAUUUGGGGCUUUGUUGGUAGAAAAAUAUCCUUAGAUUUUCAACCGUUCAUAAUUGAUUGUAGUGUUUGCAUCAACCUAUUCCAACUCUUUCAAUUCUCUGUGUAUGUAUCUAGAAGAACAAUACAUCAAAUAUUUGGGGGUCGGAGGUAUAGGACAGUAUGUCACAUUUACUAAAUUUUACAGGAGAGGCUGUUUGAAUGUGCAUACCUCUAAUGAAAGUGGACUUGGUUUAUUUAUAGCACCGUAACUCCGCUCGUUAUUAGAUUUGAUCACAUUGUAGCUAUACCUCUGGAUAGAGGACAAAAAGCUCAUAUUGUACCAAUAAUCUCAUUUGACAAAACAUGAACAUGGUGUCCUUAUACCUCCGACCCACAGAUAUCUACUUUGUAAU